UUAGAAGAAAUCAAAAAAAAAAGCGCGGCCACAGCUGGAGGUUGUGGCGGCGGGUGGCUGUGGCCCCUUCAACAGCACGGCGCCUCGGGAUGGACUCCACCGCCUGCUUGAAGUCCUUGCUCCUGAGCAUCAGUCAGUACAAGGCCGUUAAGUCGGAGGCGAAUGCCACUCAGCUCCUGAGGCACUUGGAGGUAGUUUCUGGACAAAAGCUGACACGACUGUUUACAUCACACCAGAUAUUGCCAAGUGAAUGUUUGAGUUGCCUCGUAGAACUUCUUGAAGACCCAAACAUAAGCGCUUCACUGAUCCUAAGUAUUAUCAGUUUGCUGUCUCAACUGGCUGUAGAUACUGACACCAGAGACUGUCUUCAGAGUAUAUACAAUCUGAAUAGUGUGCUGGCAGGAGUGGUAUGUCGGAACAGCACUUGCCACAAUGAUUCAGUGUUUUUACAGUGCAUUCAGCUCCUGCAGAGGUUAACAUAUAAUGUCAAAUUUUUCCAUUCUGGUGCUCAUAUAGACGACUUAAUUACAUUCCUGAUUGGUCAUAUUCAGUCUUCUGAAGAUGAGUUAACAAUGCCUUGUCUAGGACUAUUGGCAAAUCUUUGUCGGCACAAUCUUUCUGUUCAAACACAAAUAAAAACUUUGAGUAAUGUGAAAUCCUUUUAUCGAACUCUCAUAGGCUUCCUAGCACACAGCAGUUUGACUGUGGUUGUGUUUGCACUUUCAAUAUUAUCCAGUUUGACGCUAAAUGAAGAAGUGGGGGAAAAGCUAUUUCAUGCUCGAAACAUUCAUCAGACUUUCCAACUAAUAUUUAACAUUCUCAUAAAUGGUGACGGUACCCUAACACGAAAGUACUCAGUCGACCUACUCAUGGAUCUCCUUAAAAAUCCUAAAAUUGCUGAUUAUCUUACCAGGUAUGAACACUUCUCUUCAUGUCUUAAUCAAGUACUAGGGCUUCUAAAUGCGAAAGACCCUGAUUCUUCUUCAAAGGUUUUAGAAUUACUUCUUGCAUUCUGUGCAGUGGCUCAGCUGCGCCAUGUGCUCAGUCAGAUGAUGUUUGAACAGUCUCCAUCUGGCAACAACAUUCUGGGAAGUCGUCCUAAGAGCUUAGAACCCACUGUGGCUCUACUUCGUUGGUUAAGCCAACCUUUGGAUGGAUCUGAAAACUGUUCUGUUUUAGUACUGGAGUUGUUCAAGGAAAUCUUUGAGGAUGUCAUUGAUACUGGUAACUGUUCCUCAACUGACCGUUUUGUGACCCUUCUGCUGCCUACAAUCCUUGAUCAGCUUCAAUUCACUGAACAAAAUCUUGAUGAGGCCCUAAUAAGAAAAAAAUGUGAAAAGAUGGUCAAAGCCAUUGAAAUUUUAUUAACUCUGUGUGGAGAUGACACUCUGAAAAUGCACAUUGUAAAAGUAUUGACUACUAUAAAGUGUACCACGCUGAUAGAACAACAGUUUACAUAUGGCAAGAUUGACCUGGGAUUUGGAACAAAGGUGGCAGAUUCUGAAUUGUGCAAACUUGCUGCUGACGUAAUUUUGAAGACUCUUAAUUUGAUGAACAAACUAAAACAAUUGGUUCCUGGUAUGGAAGUAAGCUUCUACAAAAUCCUUCAGGAUCCACGUUUGAUUACUCCUUUGGCUUUUGCUUUAACAUCAGAUAAUAGAGAACAAGUACAAUCUGGAUUGGGAAUAUUGCUGGAAGCUGCUCCACUGCCAGAUUUCCCUGCCUUAGUACUUGGAGAAAGUAUAGCAGCAAACAAUAUAUACAGACAGCAAGAAACUGAGCAUCUGCCCAGGAAAAUGUCUUUGCAGCCCUUAAAUCACUAUUUUCCAGCAUCAGCAAAGUGCUUAACACCACCUCUUUCAAAAGAUAAUGCUCCUUUGAACAUUGAGGAGCUAAUAGAAAAACUUCAGGCCGGAGUGAUGGUGAAGGAUCAAAUUAAUGAUAUAAGAAUAUCUGACAUAAUGGAUGUUUAUGAGAUGAAACUUUCCACACUGGCCUCGAAAGAGAGCAGGUUACAAGAUCUCCUGGAAGCAAAGGCCCUGGCUCUUGCACAGGCUGACAGACUGAUCGCUCAGUAUCGCUGUCAAAGAACUCAAGCAGAGACCGAGGCACGAACACUUGCGGGUAUGUUAAGAGAAGUUGAGAGAAAAAACGAAGAGCUUAGUGUGUUGCUGAAAUCACAACAGCUGGAAUCUGAAAGAGCCCAGAGUGAUAUUGAGCAUCUCUUUCAACAUAGUAGGAAGUUAGAGUCUGUGGCUGAAGAACAUGAAAUAUUGACAAAGUCCUACAUGGAACUUGUUCAAAGAAAUGAGACUACUGAAAAGAAGAAUACCGACUUACAGACUACUUGUGAGUCCCUGAAUAAACAGAUUGAGACAGUGAAAAAGUUGAAUGAAACACUCAAGCAACAAAAUGAAAAAACUAUUGCUCAGUUGAUGGAGAAAGAAGAACAGAGAAAAGAAGUCCAGAGCCAGUUAGUAGACAGAGAAUGUAAAUUAUCACAUUUGCAUAAAAAAGCAAAGUCCCAAGAAGAAAAGAUUAAUGUUUUACAAAAAGAAAAGGAAGAUAAGCAGGAAACCAUUGAUAUCCUUAGGAAAGAAUUAAGCAGAACAGAACAGAUAAGAAAAGAGUUGAGUAUUAAGGCUUCCUCCCUAGAAGUGCAGAAGGCUCAGUUAGAAGGUCGUUUGGAAGAGAAGGAGUCUUUGGUGAAACUUCAGCAGGACGAGUUGAACAAACAUUCUCACAUGAUAGCAAUGAUCCACAGUUUAAGUGGUGGAAAACUAAGCCCAGAAACUGUGAAUCUCAGUAUAUAAACAUUGUGGCUUUGGGGAAUUUGCAAAUGAGUACUUUUGAUGUAUUUAUAUAUUGGAGGUGGCAGUAAAUGGAGGAAAUUGUGACUCCAAAACAGUUAUCAUUUGCUUACUAUCUAUUAACUUAGUAAAAUUCCUAAUUUGAUACAUGUUUUAUUUGGCCUUUGAAAUAUUAAUUUUUAGAUUCUAUGAUUUGGUUUCUCUAAUGUUUGCUCUUACAUGUCUUGUGUAUUCUCAUUUAUGAUUAUAUUCAUGGAUUAUUUUAUAUCAACCAUGAGUCCAUUUUCAUAAAUGUGUAAACAUGUUUGAGUGGACACAUAGACUAUGAGUGCUACAAUGUCAUCUUUUGGGACUGUCAUAAUAAAUAUGGUCUGUCAUUGACUAAAAUGUCAUCAUCACAAAGUGAUAUAUUUGUUGAACUUUCUUGAUAGAACAGUUUUGAAGAUGAAUCAGUUAAGAUCAAUUGGUAAAAAAAGAAACUGAUACUAAGUUAAUUUCUCUCUAAAGUUAACACAAAAUAGUAGAUUGAAAGGAGUUUCUAUUACAGCAUUUAAAAUAAAAUAAUGUAAAGCCUAAACUCUGAAUUUGAAAACAAUGCAGUAGUUACCAGAAAUAAUGUUUAAAAAUUGGGAAGUGCCCAUUGUAUUAAAUGAUUACAUAGUCGCUUAAAAUUAAUGAUUUGUAGAAUUAUUUGCAGCUUUCUUCAGUUCUUUUGUUUGGCUUUUUUUAUUUUACUUUAUUUUUUUGUUCCUUGAGACAUCUCAUAUAGUAACCUAAGGUGUAUUUAACUCACUCUUCUGUUUUAUUUUUGCUGUUGUUUUUAGUUUUGUUGUUUGCUUUUUGAGACACAGUUUCUCUCUAAUCCAGGCUGAUCUUGAACUCACUAUAGAGCCCAUGCUGGUCUUAAUUCAUGGUGAUCUCCUGCGUUGGCCUCCAACAGACUGGAAUUACAAGUGUGAUCCACUAUAUCCAGCUGUGUUUUCUUUUUAAAACAUUAGGUAUAUUGAUGAACCCAUUCUCGCUUUCAAGGGUAAUUGGAUUUCUGUUCUAGCUACUGUCAGAAAUGUUAUUUCCUGUAGUAUACACAUUUAAUACAUAAAUAGCUUUUCAUUGAGCCAUUGACCUUUUUUUUUUUUUUUUUUUUUUUUUUUUUCUGGAGCUGAGGACCAAACCCAGGGCCUUGCGCUUGCUAGGCAAGUACUCUACCACUGAGCUAAAUCCCCAGCCCGAGCCAUUGACUUUUAAAGCAAAAGUUAAAUAUCCUUAUUUAGGUAUUUCAGUCACACAAGGGAUUUUUUUUAGCACUUUUCACUUGAAUAAAAUGUUGAGUGUGAUGUGCUUAAGAAAACAUUUUAGAUCAGUACUGUAGUUUCAGUUACAAUGGCAAACUUUUAUCUGAAAAAAUAGAAAUAGUGAUAUAUAAGUUUUAAAAUGCACACGAUUCUGAGUUGAUGAAAUCUUGUAUUUUCCUGCUCUAUUUUGGAUCAAGAAUAAUCUCUUUAUCCAUCAUGUCUCUACUGCAUAGUCUACCUGCAAUUUGGCUACUUACUAGUUAACUCAGUUAUCAAAUCAUGUUUUCAAGUAUUAUAAUGCUGUAUUCAACUAACCCUUGUUUUGUAGUACUUAAUAAUGGCUCCAAAACAUGCAAAAGCAGUCAGUUUGGAUGUAACUACUAUCUAUCAUAAUUAAAGGAAGUAGGAUAGGUAUAAUUAUAUUUUGAGAUCAAUACUAUAAUUAAAUAACUAAUUACAGCACCUUUUUAUAAUUACCAUUUUUAAUUAUUGUCGAUUGUUAUUUCCUUGAAGUACCUAAUUUAUAAAUUAAGCUUUGUAGCUAGGUAUAUUAGUGUAUGCCUUCAACUCUCUUACUUUUAAAACAGAGACAGGUGGAUCCUGAGUUCAAGGUCAUUUGAGCUGCACAGUGAAGUCUUAGUUUACAUACGGAUGAAACCAUAGGGUUUGGUAGAACAGGAAUUAGUUAAAUUUUAUAAUAUGUAUCAUAGGAAGAAUCAUAGUACAUAUAGAAUUCAGUACUAUCUCUGGUUCAGGGCAUCUAUGAGAGUUUUAGAGUAUUUCUUCAGGUGAAUGGGGACUGCUGUACUCCACUACAUUCCUAGUAGCCUUUCACAAAGUGCAGUCAUUUCCGUCUUUCCUCUCUGAAGGAAAAGCAUCUUUCAUCACUUUCUUUUGUUUCUUGUAGCACAUGUCUUAUCAUUCCUAUUGUUCUUUUCAACACUUAGUAUAUUGGGUACUUUUCUGCUUGUGAUUUUGUUUCUGAUUCUAUGUACCUCAGAUUUUAAAAGCCAAAGUUUAUAUUUAAGUAUUUUUUUUCUUUUCUAAAAAGGUUUUAGUUAGGUUCACACUAUUUUAUCAUAGUAGAGGAUUUAGAGAUGAUUGGUAUAUGUAUACCAUGUCUCAAGAAAAAAACAAACUUUAGAAAUUUAUCAGUAGUAUUAUUACUCAGAUCUGCUUAAAUUUCUUGGGGGAUAGGUUUUCUAAAAUACAUGCUAUCAUAUUUCCUUUUACUAUUUGUACUUACAACUUGCAUAAAUAAUGUUCUUUUGAUUGAUUAAAGUUUAUUCUAAGCUGUUCAUUAAUUUAAUAUGAGGAUACAAAGAUAGAAAGGUAAUGUAUCUUAGGAAAUCAGAUUUACGUUUUCUCUUCACAUGAUUUUGCCUAUAUAUUGUAGAGUCAAGUUUAAUGUUUUUGUGAGAUACCUGAGUGUGCAAACAAGGGUCUCUGCAUCUGCAUCAGUUUAAUUGUUCCUUUUCUUGGGCUCUUUUUCCUUCUGUUUGUUUUACCCUAUUCUGAUAUGUUAGGUUUUGUUCUAUCUUAUUUUGUAUUUUUAGAAGCUUAUUUGUUCUCUAAUGAGAGACAGGCAUGGAGAGGAUCUAGAUGAAAAGGGGAGGUAGGGAGAUUGGGAGGGAUAAAUAUAGUCAGGAUAUGGUAUAUGAGAAAAUUAUCUAUUUUCAAUAAAAGGAAAAAAAUUUGAUGUUGAA
Peromyscus californicus insignis is the source of this 5808-nucleotide messenger RNA. It is a transcript of the gene Cip2a, whose product is annotated as cellular inhibitor of PP2A. The transcript has 21 exons. NCBI's taxonomy places the organism in Eukaryota, Metazoa, Chordata, Mammalia, Rodentia, Cricetidae. The record is from RefSeq and is a predicted model, not a curated record. Bases 90 to 2813 code for a protein of 907 amino acids.